Andrographis paniculata is the source of this 1407-nucleotide messenger RNA. Its product is annotated as homogentisate solanesyltransferase, chloroplastic. Gene Ontology annotation, molecular function: prenyltransferase activity. The transcript is spliced from 10 exons. The record is from RefSeq and is a predicted model, not a curated record. Bases 59 to 1219 code for a protein of 386 amino acids. Gene Ontology annotation, cellular component: membrane. NCBI's taxonomy places the organism in Eukaryota, Viridiplantae, Streptophyta, Magnoliopsida, Lamiales, Acanthaceae.
UGUAUAAAGUAAUCGUUAACUGUUGUGGAGGUCACACUUUCGUUCUCGAACGGAGGCUAUGGAGUUUGCAAUCUCAUCUCCUUCUUCCAUCGCUACUUCUGUUUGUUCUUCUGCUUCCUUAACUUCUCCUUCCAAGAAGCUUCUCCCUCUCUCCAAUUUCCCGUUUCUUAAUCCUUCCAAGAAGCAUCCUUCUUUCCCAGAGAUUCGCACCACUCCGCAAUUCUCGUCCGCCGCCGCAACUCGCCGUCACGGCCACCGUUUCAUCCAGGCUUGCUCUAAAGUCGAUGCUGCUGGAACUGAUCCAUUGUUCACCAAAGUUUUCCAAUUCCGGGAUGCAUUGUGGCGAUUCCUGAGGCCUCACACGAUUCGUGGAACGACAAUCGGAUCAAUCUCCUUAGUAUCCCGAGCUUUAAUCGAAAAUCCAGAAUUGAUACGAUGGUCGUUGCUGCUAAAGGCAUUUUCGGGGCUUUUAGCACUCAUAUGUGGAAAUGGUUAUAUAGUAGGAAUCAAUCAGAUAUACGACAUUGGUAUAGAUAAGGUGAACAAGCCUUACUUGCCUAUAGCUGCAGGAGAUCUUUCGAUUCAAUCGGCGUGGUUGUUAGUGUUAGUGCUCGCCGCCGUUGGUCUAGUAAUUGUUGGGAUGAAUUUCGGCCCUUUCAUUACUUCGCUUUACUGCCUCGGCCUUUUCCUCGGCACCAUCUACUCAGUUCCCCCCUUCCGAAUGAAACGGUAUCCCGUUGUUGCAUUUCUCAUAAUCGCCACGGUUCGAGGGUUCCUCCUCAAUUACGGCGUCUACUAUGCCACCAGGGCAGCUCUUGGUCUUACAUUUCAAUGGAGCUUCCCCGUUGCAUUCAUCACCACGUUCGUAACGUUGUUUGCUCUUGUUAUUGCCAUAACAAAGGAUCUUCCCGAUGUGGAAGGGGAUCGCAAGUUUCAGAUAUCGACUCUGGCAACAAAACUUGGUGUAAGAAAUAUUGCAUUGGUUGCAUCCGGGCUUCUGUUGAUGAAUUACGUCGGUUCUGUUCUCGCAGCUAUAUAUUUCCCUCAGGCCUUUAGGAGAAGCUUGAUGAUACCUUCGCAUACUAUCUUGGCCAUAGGUCUAAUUUUCCAGGCAUGGAUACUUGAAAGAGCUAACUACACAAAGGAAGCCAUAUCGGCAUUUUACCGUUUCAUAUGGAAUUUAUUUUACGCCGAGUACGCACUAUUCCCUUUCAUCUAGUAGAUUCGAAAAGAGUCCCCGGGGGGUUUAGCGAUGGCUAUAAUUACGAUGGAGAUGUGCUUGGUGUCGCUCUAGCCAGAUUCUUCUUCGGAGGGAGGUUACUUGAGAACAAUGCUUUAUAAUUACUCCAACUUGUACGUUUUCGAGGAUCUCGUUCGCUUCUUUAACCAUUGAUUGCAAGUUUUGUU